AAUUAUUAAAAUGAUGUAAAAAACAACGAAAAAAAUUAAUAAAUGGUCUUAUACAACAAAUACGAGAAUUAAAUGAUCUAUUUUUGAUCGGCUAUGCUCGCAUGAAUUGAAUUGUUCUCAUUGGUAGAAUUAUCUAUUUUUUUUUCAAACUAAAUUUAAAUUUUAUGUAGUAUGUAUUAUGCAUCAAUUUAUAUUUUUAUAAUAUCGUUUAUCGAAAUAAGAAAAGUAGAAAAUUAUCUUGUUUGUUAAUUGCACGAAUAAAAAAUUGUCAAAAAUUAUGUGUCAAGUAAUAAUUCGCGCGCCCUUUCUAAGUCGUUUGGCAAAGAUUAUAUACUCGUUAGGCGGGAAAUGUGCUAGUAACUGUCAGUUGUGAAAAAGUUAUUAGUAAUUUGUACUUAAUUUUUAGAUAAAUAAAUAGUUUUUUUAAAUUUUGUGAGAAAAUUAUAGUUGUAUAAUGUCUGGUAUUAUAACUACGAAAAAUGGUGAAAAAGUAACCAUUGAAAUAACCCUUGACAAACCCAAUGGAUAUGGUGAUCAUACAGUUUCUAAAGAAUCCAACAAUGUUAAAAAGCAUGAGGAGUACCAAUAUUUAGAUCACAUUCGUAAUAUUAUGACAAGUGGUAGUAAGAGAAUUGACCGUACAGGUGUUGGCACUUUUUCAAUAUUUGGAGCACAAAUGAGAUAUAAUCUUCGAGAUUCUUUCCCUCUAUUAACCACAAAACGAGUAUUCUGGCGUGGGGUAGUUGAAGAACUACUAUGGUUUAUCAAAGGAAGUACAAACGCCUUUGAAUUAAGUGAGAAAAACGUACAUAUCUGGGAUGCAAACAGCACAAGAGAGUUUUUAGAUAAUAUAGGUCUUAAAGAUAGAGAAGUUGGAGAUCUAGGACCUAUAUAUGGAUUUCAAUGGAGGCAUUUUGGAGCUGAAUACAAAGGAAUGCAUGCAGAUUACACAAACAAAGGAAUUGAUCAAUUAGCCCAUGUAAUAAAUACAAUUAAAACUAGACCUUAUGAUAGGCGUAUUAUUAUGUGCGCAUGGAACCCUAUAGAUAUUCCAGAGAUGGCAUUACCACCUUGUCAUUGUUUAGUACAAUUCUUCGUAGCUAACGAAGAGCUUUCUUGUCAACUUUAUCAAAGAUCUGCUGACAUGGGGCUAGGAGUGCCAUUCAAUAUUGCCAGCUACGCUUUACUCACUUACAUGAUUGCUCACAUCACUGGCUUAAAACCUGGAGAUUUUAUUCACACUUUAGGAGACAGUCAUAUCUAUUUAAAUCACAUUGAAACUUUGAAAGAACAAAUCACAAGGGAACCGAAGCCUUUCCCUAAAUUACGUAUUACUAGAAAAGUAGAAAAUAUUGAAGACUUCACUGCUGAAGAUUUUGAAUUAAUUGGAUAUAAUCCUCAUCCAAAAUUAAAUAUGCCAAUGGCAGUUUGAAUGUUUCGUUUUUAUACUUUUUAUAGAAUGUACUGAUUGAGUGGAUAAAGGAUUGAAAUCCAAAAAAAAAAAUUUGAUUAUUUUUCUAUGCAAAAUUGCUAUAUUGCAAUCUAGGUACUCAAGGUGUUUUUUAUUUAUUGAUUUAUUCAAGCCAUCACAUUUUAUAAAAUUUAUAUUUUGUCAGGUUCAUUUUUUAUUUAAUGAAAAACUACAAUUUUCUAAAUUUUUAUUUUUCAAAAUCAAGCAUUUUUUCAAAUCGUUUCAAAGCAACAAAACAAAUAUAUUUUAAUCAAUAAAGCAACUGUUUAUUAUAAUAAAUAAGUAUAAAAAAAUAUUCAAAAAAAAGAUUUGUCGCUUAUACACGGUUAUACAAGGUUGUUCAUAAAAUCUAUGAAAAUGGGAAAUGAUAAGAUUGAAAUCAUAUUUUUUUCUGUGAUGAUUAGGUAUUUCAGGGUGUGCUGAAAGCAGUUUUUUCGAGACUUACUUAAGAAAUAAUUUACCAGCACCAUCCUGAAAAGGCAUCACUUUCUUUAAAAGGAGUUCCUGGAUGAGAGUAAAUUAGUUUACACAAAAUAUAAGCUUUGUUUGCGGAUCAAAUUCGGAAUUGGUUUAGGACCGAUCGCAUGCGCACUAUUAAAAUUGUCCUUCACGAGUCGAUGACUCCACCCCCGUUGUAACGACAAUUUUGAAAGUGCGCAUGCGAUCGGUCCUAAAAUGAUACGGAAUUUGAUCCGCAAACAAAGCUAUGUAUAUGUAAUAUUUCUAUAUGGUGUAUUGUUCUCUCUUUUCUCCAAGCGCUUCAGUUAGCUCUGCGCAUAAAUUUGAUCUAUUUAAUUAUAAUAAUGGGAAAUAAUAGAAUGUAGAAGUAAUCAGAUUCUCUAAAAGCAAAUUUUUCGAAUGUUCAGAGCCUAAUAUAAGUAUUGACAGAAACUAAAGAGAAAUAUGAAAAGAAAGACCCAAAAACAGGAAGGGGGAAAAGAAUACAGAAGAUGAAUGAUCGGAAAUAGUGGAUUAGGUAAAAUCCCAAUUAUUUGACUUUCGAAAGGCCAUAAAUAAUUUUAGAGAAGAAGAAAUAGUGAAAUGUCAGAUGGAAUUCUUCUAAUUUCAUAGAUAAAAUCAUAUUUCGGUUGAUAUUGUUUUGGUGCAUAAAUUUUUCGUAGUCUAAACAUAAAACAUAUUAGAAGUUCUUUUAUUUUGCAAAUAUAUAGUCAAAUUUAGUUUCUUC
Messenger RNA from Diorhabda sublineata, 2657 nucleotides. Its product is annotated as thymidylate synthase. NCBI's taxonomy places the organism in Eukaryota, Metazoa, Arthropoda, Insecta, Coleoptera, Chrysomelidae. The transcript has 3 exons. Gene Ontology annotation, cellular component: cytosol; mitochondrion. The coding region runs from base 455 to 1432 and encodes 325 amino acids. The record is from RefSeq and is a predicted model, not a curated record. Gene Ontology annotation, biological process: dTMP biosynthetic process. Gene Ontology annotation, molecular function: thymidylate synthase activity.